Amoebophrya sp. A120 is the source of this 3838-nucleotide messenger RNA. The record is from the annotation of a GenBank genome assembly. NCBI's taxonomy places the organism in Eukaryota, Dinophyceae, Syndiniales, Amoebophryaceae.
GGCGCGUUGACUCUUUUUCCACAUUUUCUUUAAUGUCCGCUCUCGUGUUCUUUCCGGAUCUUCGCUCCCCAUGCAAGCAAGGAGGUGAAGGAUCGGCUUGGGUUUAGAUCUGCAGUGCCCGUUGAUCUUGGGCUGAUGUCUUCUCGUCAAUCAAUGAAUAUGAAGAUGGCGAUGCAUUGCCAUUGCCGCGUCUUCGGGCCUCAUCAAUCUGUUACUAUCGAUCGCGUUCAUUGAGUUCCUUCGUCCGUUGUACUUGUAUCCGACAUGAAGCACUAGAGCCGCAGCAAAUGCGCACAUGAAUAAGGGCCAGCGCGUGUUUCUCGAAGCGUGCAAGAUGCGGUCGCUCGCUUGGUGCCGGCGACGUAGACGGCGACGAAGGAAAGGCAGUGUCGCCCGCCGAAAUAGAAUCAAGACCGAUUCUGAAUCAGAAACGACCGCCCGGGCCAAAGCAGCGCUCUUGCGCAAGGGGGGACGGCUGGUUUCUGAGUGCAACUGUUUUUCCGAGCUUCAACAGCGGGAGGCCUUCUCAGUCGUCGCUGCCCUCUUUGCUUUUCUGCUAACCGUGCGACACAAGCUCUUUUCGUUCUAUUCCACUGACGCUGACGAGGUUAUAAUUUCAUCUGCGGAUCAUGGGCAUUUCCCCCUGCAUCGACGACCUACUUCACCCUACUUUUUCGCCCGGGCCGCUGAAGAUGUUCACACCACGACAAGAAGAACGACAACAUCUUCAGCACCGACGACGCACCUGCAGCUGACUCUCGACGAAACCCUGCAGUGCCAGGGCAGCGAGUUUAUCCGGAGCCACGUCUGGGGGCAUUUGAAGCAGUACACGGAGAACUGGAUGGACAUCCCGAUCCGGGACAGUACCAUGUUUGAAAAACUGGUCUUGGCGAUCGACCACAACAGCCUCCUGGAGCAGCACGCGGCGGACUGCGGGUUCGGGCUCCUGGUCCUCCUCCUCGGCUCCCUCCGCUCGAUGGACUACAACCACGGCUCGGCAAUCGCGCUCUACUUUUACAGGUUUGUGAUCGACCGGCUGCUGCCGGAUUUGCGGGAGCUCUUCGCGUUGGACCCGGACCGGGUGAACGCGGCGGGCUGGGAAAAGCUGCUCGAGAACGAAGACGCGUUGAUUGAGGACGAACUGGUGCCCUACGGUCCGAUGCUAGGCUACGACCCCGCGAUCGAUGAGUCGCCUCACCCCGGGGUGCCGCCGCCCGGGGCGUAUCCGUGCAAACAUGGGUACGGGCUGUAGUGGGGGUUGUGUUUUCUACUUUUUCAUCUUCCAUACCGCUAGAAGUACGAGGACCCACUAGCGUGUAUACGCUUUGAUUUUGGUUGUAAGUGAAAUUGUUUCUGUUCAGGCAUAACUACGACGACGGACGUUGUACGUAGAGGUACCAAGAACAAACUAAAACAAGGUUGAAGAUUUUUAUCUACGACUUCCCGGACCUGACUACCGGCCCGCUCCAUUGCCACCAUGGGCUUAUCAAGUGCAAAAAUGUCUGGGUCUGGAAGAGUGCGUGUUUGUCAUGCUUGUGUGGCAUGACUCUUGAAUCUGUCAUGCACGUUACCCAAGCGCUCCAGUCCAUUUUUCCGUCAUGCAGGAACGCAGUUUGUCAUGCAGAAUAAGUAGGCAACACCUAGAAGCUCAGAAACUUGUCAUGCUGGGCCAGCACUUGUGGCCUCAUCAUGAUUCGCCACCCAGCAUCACAAGUUUCCAGACCCAGACAUUUUUGCAUUUGAUAUCCGAGUGGGGCGUCGAAACGCUCAUCCCCGAGUGGAUUCGGCGCAGCGAGUGCCACACGACCGACGUAUCAACUACAAUCAUGUUUCAGUCUGGGAGAUCAUUGCGAGAUUUGUCAUGCUAGUUUGGCAUGACUCUGAACUCUGUAUUGCGUGGCAACGAAGAACUCCUCUUGUCUGUCAUGCAAAGUCGCAGUGUCUCAUGCGGAGUACGCAACUCAGAACCGCGGAAAGACUUGUCAUACUGGGCAGCGCAUUACAGUGCGCUCACUAUUCCUUUUCUUGCAUCACAGGUUUCCAGACCCAGACGUAUUUGCACUGCAUACGAUGGCGCGAACGCGGAUUUCUAUCUCGUCCCCUGGUACACGUGGUGCCAGCGCAUGGUGAUCCCCUUGAACCGCUCCGACGGGGAGAUUGACGCCGUGUACGUGUCCAUGAUGAAGAACGAACGACUCACCUAUUUCCGCAAGAACGAGGGCGCGGACCACAUUUUCCUCAUGUCCGACCAGGGACUGAUUUUCUGGACCAGCUGGCGCGACUACGUCCCGCACAGCAUCUUCUUGACGACCGAGGCGUUUACCCCGAACUGCGGCAGGCCCUGCCACCAACCCUGGAAGGACAUCGUCUAUCCACAGUAAAUUUCCCGUACACAUACAAAUGCAGUCUCCGCAUGACAAAACUUGCCUUCAAUCCUACCCCAGCAUGACAAGUUGGGCUCUGCAAGGUAGCGAAAUUUGUCAUGCAUUUUGUACAUGAUGUACAGGAAAUUUUCAUUUCAUAUCGUCAUCCCCGGACACACCGACUACUUCCGGAGCCGGCGCAUGCGGAAGUUUGACUUGCCGACCAACCAGCGCCCUCUCCUUUUCAACUUCCACGGGAGGCACGCCUACAUCCUGAAACAGCUGGGGAGGCAGAAUUACGCGGCCAACACGCUAAGGAGGCAUUUGGUGGAUCUGUUCGGCGACUUCGAGGAGUUCGGGGAGGACGAGGAGUAUUUGGAGAGUAUCAAGGCGAAAAUGAUCGACAAAACGGUGCCAAAACCCUACCACGGUCGCAUCUCCGUCGGCGGCUUCACGGAUGACUUCUUCGAGCGGAUGGGCGCGAGCCACUUCUGUCUCGUGCCGCACGGGAACACCAGCUGGACGAACCAUCUGUACAAUGCAUUUUUCGCCGGCUGUAUCCCGGUGAUUUUGUCCGACAACAUGGAGGUGCCGUUCGAGGAUCUGCUCGACUGGAAAAUAUGCAGUGCAAAAAUGUCUGGGUCUGGAAGCUUUCCAGGUUUGUCAUGCAUAUUUUGCAUGACCCAGAAUUGUUUGUGAUGUAUGCCCUACCAUCACAGAUUUUCAGAACCCUUCCUGAUGCCUAUCCCGCACGACAAAUGCCCUCCCCGCGUAGCACAAACUGGGCUCCUCUUGCUGGUCAUGCAAUACAGAUUUUUUUAGCAUGCAGAGUUAGCAUGACAAGUUGCAACCUUCCAGACCCAGACAUUUUUGCAAUCCAUAGAAAACGUUCUCGGUGAAGUGGAACCAGGAAAAUAUCAGCGAGAGCUUAUUCUUAUCCUGUGCAAAAGUAUCGUACUCGUAGUAAUCGCAAUCAUGCAUUACAAAUCUCCAUCCCAAGGUAAAUCAGCAUGACAAAUUGCAUUUCUCAUGCUGAGCUAAUUUGUCAUGCGAUUCAUACUAGUACGAUACUUUUGCAAUGCAUAACUCUACGAUUUGCAGAAGUUCUCCUACCAGCAGAUUUUCCAGAUGAAACAGGAAGUCGCGAAGCACCAGUGCUGGUUCGACUACAAUCUGCGCAACGCCUCGGAGUGCAGCCCCUACCAAGCGGUGAUGGCGGUGUUGGCAAAGAAGGCGAAAAUACUGCCGACCAAGUACAACUUCGGCAGCGAAGAAAAAUGGUGGGGAGCGGUCGGGGGACCAAACAUUUGGGACUACAUGCCGGUGGGGACAAAGGACAAAUUGUUGGCGGCCCAGUGGGAACAUUGAGAGUGCCCUAGUGAGUUGUGGAAAAGUAAAUGUACAUAAAAAGGACAUCAAGUGAACCAGCAAAGUUUAAGUUGUCAGAAAUGCCGAAUCAUGUUACAGAAGCAGAU